Pipra filicauda (Wire-tailed manakin) is the source of this 7790-nucleotide messenger RNA. Its product is annotated as cytochrome P450 4V2. Gene Ontology annotation, molecular function: oxidoreductase activity, acting on paired donors, with incorporation or reduction of molecular oxygen; monooxygenase activity; iron ion binding. The transcript is spliced from 12 exons. Bases 2543 to 4129 code for a protein of 528 amino acids. The record is from RefSeq and is a predicted model, not a curated record. NCBI's taxonomy places the organism in Eukaryota, Metazoa, Chordata, Aves, Passeriformes, Pipridae.
UUGUGUGCUGAUAGUAUCUGAAGCCAUGAUAGUAUCUGAAGAUUCUGUUCUUGUAGGUUUUGACAUCUCUGACUAAUUUCAAUAUGAGCUGAGCUUUUGUUUUUCUAACUGCAUCUCUGCACACCCUGCAGUGCCCAGUUACUUGGGCAUAAUCAUGAAUCCCAAAAGAAGGUUCAAAGAGAACUGGAUGAGAUGUUUGGUAAGAUUUCCAUUCCUCCUUUGUCAAGAUUGAAGAAAUGGGAUAUGCCAUGUGGCCAUUCAAUAUGCUUUAAGUAGGUAGAAGUAGUUGGGAUGGGUGCUAGAAGGUGCAUGAGAGAGUACUGAGAAAGUUUACCAAGCAAAGGGUAGGGUUUUUCUAUUUUUUAUAGUGAAGCAGUUAUAGAUAGUCACUAAUUUGCUGUUGUUUUGACCCUUCUCCCUUUUGCUUUUUUCCUUAGAAGGAUAUCAAGUAUGGAAUGGCACAAAUAUUCAGAUCAUAAUUUAUGCCGUACACAGAAACCCCAAGAUCUUCUGUGACGUGGAAGAGUUGAGGCCUGAGCGAUUCUUCCCCACAAAUUAAUCCAGGCUGCGUUCUAGGGACCAGCAGAAUCCUGUGUUGUCAUUUGUGCCUCUGGGCUUACACACCUGCCUUACAGGAUGCAUGCCUUCUGUCAACAUGGGCAGAAGGGCUUCCACUUAGGUAAGAGGCUGAAUAAAAGCAGGUUUGCGCUUUCAUGUGCAUUUAUGAAAGCAAAGAUUCACCAGUGGAGUGCUUACAGAAAUCCAACACUGAGCAAAUAGCUCUCUGGAACUUCUCUCCUAUGGGACAUCUUCCAAGGUUUGCAAGUCUCAGUGACAUAAUUAGACCUUAAAGAUGCCAAAACUCUCAUUUCUUCUUUCUUUUACAUCUCAUUCCAGUGUUGCUACUACCUUUUGUUAGCAGCAUCACCAUUGCCAGCUGCUGGCAGGAUUUUGCUUUCCCUGUGGCUUUUCGCCUUCUCCCUGCUGUUUCACUGUUUCUCUUUUUUUUUUUUUUUUUUUCUUUCCUCCUGCAGAAGGAGUUAUCAGGAGUUAGAAACAUGGAUUUUUGACUCAGAAUCACAGUUAACCACUUUAAACUGCAAGGUUUUUUCUAAAGAUGAGAGCAUAAUUACUCAACUGAUCUCCAUGUUAAAAAGGCUUAAGUUGAACCUCUUCAUCCUGCGUCCUUACUUCCUUCCUAGGAUGUCACCUGGACAAAAGAGGGAACUGAUGGCUGUGUAGCUUGCCUUGUGUGUUAACAAGACAGGGCAUGUAUCUGCUGCUCUCUGUCACAAAGCAUUACAAACAACAGCAAGAGUAGCAAAGUUCGUUUCCAGCUGUUUACUGUACAUAAAGAUACAACAGUCAGCAUUUAUGAUAAAGUUUUUGCUGGGAGAUUGCAGGAGCAAAGUACCAAAAUUUAAUCCCCUCUACUGCCAAGGGUCAUCAAAAUCUUAUUUAAUUUCUGAUAUUCUGAGCCUUCUGUUUGUGUUUUAUGUCUUAGUUGUGUUUAUGCUGUUUGUUUAUUUACUAAAAUGCUGGUGCAGUCAGUGCAAUCAUUUUUGGCACAAAGCAAACAGUCUGAGUGUGACUGUGGCUAUAAGUAGCUUUUGUGCUGUAUUCAGAGGGUGAAGUUUUGUGAAUUGAUUGUGAGCUAUGCUGUCUCUUUACCAAACUUCUGUUUUACCACAAAGUUUCUGAGCGCUUUCUUUGAGGCACAGAUGCUCAGUGACCCUGCAGCAGUGAGAAGAGACCCUGGGUCCUCCUGAGGCAGGAGCGGCAGCAGUGUAUAUGGUGGAUAUGGUACUGCCUCUGUGCGAGCACUUUGCAAGUUGUGGCACAGAUGCUGGUACUGUCAGUAGUGUUAUUGGCACCCUUUAGCCUAUGCCUGAGCAUUCAACAGUGACAUCAGUAAAGGCCAUUUGAGCUGAGAAGCAUCAGUGUGCUUUGCAGUGCUGCUCUUGAUCAUGGGUCUGUAUGGGAUCUGGUUUGGGUAACUCUGUGAAACCAUCAACCCAACUGAAGCUUAAAGCUAUUCCCCAUCUCACCCUUCAGUCAUAGUGUUGGACAGCACUGGAGCAGUUCAGUUCUGUAUGGCAAAAUAGUGUUCUCUGAGCACCUGAAAACAGAUUGAGAAAGAUGAUACUGAGAAAAAUCAUCCUUCCCAAAUCAUCAAAAAUGUGUGUUUUCUCUUGACAGUGCUUUAUGUUGUUUCCUGCUGAGGUAUUGCAUGGGCCUGCAAAGAACUUUCUCACUCUUCACUUGAAUCAGAGGAGCGAAGUGAGGGCAGGGAAGGAGCACUGUUCCCUCUAACUUCUCUGCCAUUAGGAAAUGCUUACAGGCAGUCUCUCCAUGUGCGUGUUUUUUAAAACUGUUUAUUUCCCUGGGAAGAAGCUGCGCCUGUGGUCUUUGUGACAGCUCCGCCUCCUGCUCUCCUGGCCAAAUUCCCCACACACUCAGCUUGGUGCAACAGCACUGGCGGGUACAGGCAGUGCCAGUUCCACAGCAGGGAUCAAGGCUUGCAGCAGGAGGCUGAGAGGUGAUGAUGGAGGUUAUGCAAGGAUCCACAGGAAGACUCCAGCUGCUGCCCUUGGGGGCUGGGGUCAUCACACUGUUGUUGACAGUUGUGGCUUUAUGCUCCCUGCCCUCCCUGAUGAGUUACUGGAGGCGAUGGUGGAUGAUGAAGUCAAUCCCGGGUAUCAGCCCCUGCUAUCCUGUGCUGGGAAAUGCUCUACUCUUAGAACGGGGUGGAGAAGGUUUUUUUAAUCAACUAAAAUUUUAUUCUGAAGAGUUCAGGAAGUGGUCAUUGUUCAAUCUUUGGUUAGGACCAUUGCCUGUCGUAGUUUUGUAUCACCCCGACAGUGUGGAGGUUAUUUUGAACAGUUCAAAACAUAUAGAAAAAUCAUACCUGUAUGACUUCCUGCAUCCAUGGCUGGGCACUGGACUUCUGACAAGCACUGGAGACAAGUGGCGGUCGCGGAGGAAGAUGAUAACUCCCACUUUCCACUUUGCAAUAUUGAAUGAUUUUCUAGAGGUUAUGAAUGAACAAGGAAGUAUUUUGGUUAAGAAACUUGAAAAGCAUGUUGACAAGGAACCAUUUGAUGUCUUUCUGGAUAUCACUCUGUGUGCCCUUGAUAUCAUCUGUGAAACAGCAAUGGGCAAGAAUGUAGGUGCUCAGAAGAAUAAGAAUUCUGACUAUGUUUCUGCUAUCUACAGGAUGAGCGAUCUAAUCCAACAGAGACAGAAGAGCCCUUGGCUUUGGCCUGAUCUUUUAUACAUGCUAUUCAAGGAAGGAAGAGAGCACAAGAGGAACCUCAAAAUCCUUCACAAUUUUACAGAUAGAGUCAUUGCAGAAAAAGCUGCAGAACUUGAAAACACUAAGCAAAAAAACCAUGAUAAUGAUGGCAACUGUGAAGAAAGUGUCUCCAAAAAGAGAAAAGCAUUCCUGGACAUGCUGCUGAGUGCAACAGAUGAUGAAGGGAACAAACUGAGCUACAGGGACAUUCGUGAGGAAGUGGAUACUUUCAUGUUUGAGGGCCAUGAUACAACAGCAGCUGCUAUGAACUGGGUCCUAUACUUGCUUGGACAUAAUCCUGAAGUUCAGAAGAAGGUUCACAAAGAAUUGGACGAGGUGUUUGACAACACUGAGCGUCCUGUUACAACAGACGACUUGAAACAGCUUCGAUACCUUGAGUGUGUUGUGAAAGAAGCCCUUCGGCUCUUCCCUUCAGUUCCCAUGUUUGCCCGUACCUUGAGAGAGGACUGCUGUAUUAGUGGAUAUCAGAUACCAAAAGGUGCAACUGUUCUUGUUUUAACUUAUGCCCUGCACAGAGACCCGGAGAUCUUCCCGGACCCAGAGGAGUUCAGGCCUGAAAGAUUCUUCACUGAAAAUUCUAAGGGAAGGCACCCGUAUGCUUACGUGCCCUUCUCAGCUGGUCCCAGGAACUGCAUUGGUCAGCGCUUUGCACAAAUGGAGGAGAAAACUCUUCUAGCCCUCAUCCUGCGGCGCUUUUGGGUGGAGUCAUGUCAAAAGCCAGAAGAGCUUCGUAUAGCUGGAGAAUUGAUUCUUCGUCCAAAUAAUGGCAUCUGGAUUAAGCUGAAGAGGAGACCAAAUGCUGGAUCAGAAUGAAACCCAUUUCAAGGGUUUACUUCCAAAAAUAUUCAAGCUAUUUAGGCUGAAAUAUGUUUUAAAAUCAGAUAUUUUGGUGUCAGUCCAGCAGUGUGUUAAAACUGGUUGUUACUGUUUCAUUAAAGAUGUUGUAAUAGUCUUAAAUUGCUCUACUUUUCUAGUACUUGUGAACUUCAUGUUAAUCUUUGAACUGCAAGUCUUUAAAUAUUAACUUUUAAUGCCUUAUCUGCUCAGAUGAAACUAUUCUGUUGCAACAGUGCCACAAAACCUUAAGUUAUGGUAGUAGCAACCAGAUCACAACAAGUGAUCUGGUUACAUGCCAUAGCAUUUGCCAUGUAACUGAUAGUCUCAAAUAUUUGUACAGUUUUCAGGUUUCUGAAAUAUACAGUAUCAGGUUCUGAUAAUUCUUCCUCUCAGGCAAUAUUUUUCCUUUUUGAUAAUGACUGUAUCUGUGAAGAUGAAGCAAAAAUCUCUGGUGACUUCUCUCCUCCUCUGUAAACAUUUACAGUAGUUCUUAAAUAGUGAGUGCUCUGAAUUAUUUUUAGCAAAGUAUACCAUAAGCAUUAAUCUGUAUAACCAUACCAGGAAGUAGAUAGUGUGCAAAUUACACACUGGAUGUCUCAAUGACAGAACCACUGUAUUUGCAAAUAAACUUCUACUAUGCCUCAAUAUGGAAUGAAAUUGCAUCUGUAGAAAUUGCAUGCCUGUAUGCAGGUAAAGUAGAGAUGCAUAAUUAUUUCUUAGCAUCAGUUGCUUUGGGGUGAUCAGUCAACCAGAUUUUACUGUGUUGCUCAAAGCUCAAACAAUGAGCCAGUGUGCUCAUUCUAGGGUCUUGUAAAACCCUGAACUUGCUUGGCAAGUUUGUUAGAGGGGGCUUAGGUACUUCAAUUCCCCGAGACAGGCAUAAGGGAGAACACUGUAGUGUUUUCAGGAGGUUAAACAACAAACUUUUACUGGCAGACUUCAGAGAAUAAGGGUACUUGGCAAGUUUCCUUAAAGCAACAUUCAAUCAAAAUAAAGCAUUUCACAGAGCAUUGACUUAGCAAACUCUAGCCCAUCCAACUUCCAAGUUACCCAGAUUUCAAGACAAGGAAAUUUGAAGAAGAAAGAGAAAGAAAGGGGAGAAAGAAAGACUAAUAAUCACUGCUUGAAUUCCAGCACGAUCUCAGCUCCUAUAAAAUGCAAACGGGCCACAACCCUGUGUAUUCCUGUGCAAUUGCUUUUAUUGGCUCUGGUCUCUCUUCUCCUAGGUGGGGCAUUCAGUGUGCCAGUGGCUAAUAGCCAUUCUGGGCUGGACUAGAUCUUGAGGGGUGAGGGGUGUGGAGCAGUGCACCAUCCCUUCUUGGCUGAAUUUACCCUGCUCCCCCUUGCAACCCCCCUACCUCCCUUUUUAGUUAUUUUGAGGCAGUAAUCAUUUUCUCCACUCUCUCACAGGCCAUGAAGGCAACAUACACAGUUUUUUGCUAAUUGAAGUUAAAGAUGAAUCACAGUGAUGGAAUAAAGUGUCUGUGAAAAGUUUCUGACUGUUGGUACCUUCAGGACAGGUCAAAAUCUGUUACAGGCCACACAGCUUUUUGCAAGCUCUGAAAAAGCUGAUGGCUAGAGCAAGGUCAGGUCUUCUAGCUGAUCUGCCCUUUACUUGUGCCCUAUGCUUUGGGACUUCUUUUGGCUGGUGUCUGUUGCUCCAGCACGGUGCCGUACAAAGAAGGGAGCCCGCUGAUAACCACACUUCUGUCUUUAGGUGCUGAUGCAGCUCUUGCUCUUGCCCUAUGGUUGGCAGUGAGGGUUUUUGGUGUGCUGUUGCCUUUAGGUUGUUCUGGGGCUUUGGGCACCCUGCAAAGGGGAACUGGAUGAGAAGCUGGAGGUCAGAGCUGAUACAGCCAAUAUGGCUUGGUCCAGUCUAAUGAGUAACAUGGUACAAAGUAACAAAGGAGUAAUCGGUCUUUACUGGUUUUGUUGAUCUUUUGUCUGUUUCCGUGUGCCCUUUUAACAAUACUUUGUGGUUUAGCACCUGGGAUACUUCCCUACUUUGUAGAACGUCAUAAUAAAGAGAAAAUAAUUUCUAUGUUUUCCAAGUAAAUUAGAGGUUUCCUUGAACCUGCCAAAUUCUUUAUGUUCUGAUGAACCUAGGUUUUACCAUUUUCUGAGGAUCUUAUAAAAAGAAAGUAUUUAAUUGCUGAGUUUACAUAAAUGAAAUUACAGAUCUUGACAAAGAGUUUGUAAUUGCUACCUUUAUUUUGCCCUUAAGAAAAAAAAAGUCAUGUAGCAAUGGCAAAAUGGCUGCAUUCUUCAGCCUUCUUUUUCAAAUAGGUUUCAUUUCUGUAUAAUAACAAGAAUUUAAGUUUCCAGGGCUGAAUGUAAACAUUGUUUUCUUUAUAAUGAGAUAACUUUUGAGACUACCUUCAUAUGUUAAUACACAGAAUACAAAUGACAAGUGUUUUCUUAAGGAAUUAUUUCAUACUUUCAGGUACUCAGCAGUGUGAGCUUUCAAGGUAUACAAGAUUUGCAUCCAAGAUAUGUUUUCUCAGGACUUUUGGUAUGUAGUUGAAACCUGGAGAGGUACCUCAUGUUUUCCUAAACUAUGUCCUUAAAGCUGAAGACUUUCAAGACUUCCUUUUCUUCUGUGGAAUCUAUUUUGUAGAAACAGUUUGUAAGAUAGACCAAAUUAUAGCAAUUCUUUCCAUAAGAUAAUUUUUUUUUACUUCUAGCUAUUCUGGCCAAUAUUUUUUCUUGCACUUUGUUUUUGUAUCAUACUCUUCUCAUAUAAUGAGAUCUCAAGUAAAUUAUAAUUUCUUUAUGAUUUCUGAUGUGAACAAGAAAACAACUGAGACAAAAACUAGAUAAAACUGUAAUGAGAAACUCAUUAUUAAAAGUGCAUGGGCUCAAAUACUGGCCCAUGUUGCCAAAGUGGAAAAUCCCUAUUUAGUGAUGCACAUAGUAUCUUUGCCAAGAUAAGCACUGAUUUAAUCCUGUAAUCUUUGUGUUUGAAGCUGCUCUGAAAUGGCGGUGACCUCUCAUCUUCAGUUGUGAAAUUUGGUUUUUAAAGCACUCUGAGGCUGCUAAGGAAAUAAAUAUUGAGGAAAAAAUACUGAAGGUACUGAACUUUCUACUGGGAUAGCAGAAACAGAGCAUAUGAGUGUUUCUGGUUAAUGGUUUACAGCUGUUAUGGAGAACACUGACAAUAAAGCCUGUGUAACAUCUUGGGAGGUUCUGCUUGAGAGCUCCUGCAGAUGCCUCAGAGGAACUAGAAGUUUCCAGCCAGCUUGACACAAACUGCUUUUUGGCGCCUGAAAGCUGCAUGUUUGGACUCAUGCAAGAGGUGGACUAAUGGUGCUUUCUAAACAUCCACCUGCCUUCCUGAAUUUAAUCCUCAUGCUGUAAAAGACAAAACUUCAUAUGUAGAUUUUAGUACACUGCUGCAAACAGAUAAUUUUGCCAUGUGUUUUAGCUCUAAAUUGAGCUAAAACACUCAAUUUAUCAUCAAUCUGCUCUGUUUUUUCUGUUUAUUUGAACUGUAUACCUUAUUUUUCCAAAAGUGUGGAGUUGGAGUUUUUUGGGGGUUUUGUUUGCUUGUGUUUUAAUAAGAUAGUAAUGAACAGGAAUAACUGCCCAAUAUCUGACCUGGAAAGCCUAGAUGAGAAAUAAAAAGUGAAGAAAUUAA